AUGCAAAUUCUUAUAUUAACUGCCUGUUUACUCUUCUGCACAAAUGCAGCUGAAGAAACUAAAUGUUACCAGAUUGAUGCUACCAAAUCAUGUAUCAAAGAUAAAGAAGGUGAUAAUAAAUGCAAAGGAAAACUUACUAUCAAAGCUGAGGAUAAUAAACCUUUAUGCGAAGAGGCUUUUAUGGGAAAUGAAGCUAUCACAAAUUUUGAAUAUAAACCAGAACAGAAAGUUGUAAUUGGCGCAAGAGCAUUCAAAAAUGCUACAAAAUUGGCAACAGUCACAAUCAAAAACAAAAUCCAAUCUCUUGGUGAUGAAGCGUUCGGUGGGUGUGUCGCGCUGACAACAAUUGAAUUGAAAGACCUUACUACAAUUCCAACAAAAUGUUUUGAGGGAUGUACUUUACUUACUAAAGUCACCGGAAGUGAGACCAUCACAAUAUAUGAAGAAAGCUCAUUCAAAAUGAGUGGUCUCACCGCAAUAACAUUUGCAGAAACUGUUACCAAAUUCGGAGACUACGCUUUCAUGGGAACCAAAUUGACAACAAUUACAUUUCCAACAACAGCUGUCACAACUUUUGGGAAGCGUGUCUUUGAGGGAAUAGUUACUUUGACAUCAACAACUAUUACAGGUACGACAACAAUCCCAGACUUUACAUUCAAUGGAUGCACUAAAUUAGCAACAGUCACUGGGUUUGAUGCAGUUACUUCAUUUGGCGAUUCAUCUUUUUCAAAAACCGCUAUGCCAACAAUAACUUUUAAUAAGGCGGUUACUAAAUUAGGAGAUUUGGCUUUCAAUGCAGUCACAGCAGUUACAACUAUUAUAAUUCCAACAGUGACUACAUUUGGAAUACAUGUCUUUGACGGAAUCACCACAUUAAAACACGCCGAUUUGUCUGAGAAUAUAAUAAUUCCUAAAGGUACUUUUUCGGGAUGCUCGGAGUUAAAUAACGUUUCAAGCACACAAAAAGUGGCAACAGUUGGAAAAGAAGCGUUCAAAGAUUGUGCUAAACUUGAGAAUCUCAAUUUGUAUGCGCCACUAACGACAUUAUCAGAUACAUUAACAGGCGUUAAGAACUUGUUCUUCCAUGGUAACGUAGAACCAACAACUCUCCCAACUGAAACUGAAUUGAACAACAAUUUGAAUGUGUACGUCACCGAAAACUACACAGCUUCGAAAUUUGGAAAGUUGACAGUUUUCAAGGCGGGAUGUACUAAUUUCCAAUGUGUUGAUGUUUCUCCUGCAGUAAAACCAGCUGGUAAAAUGGCGGGAGAAAUCGCACCCAAAUGUAAAGCAUGCCCAAGUAAUUUCUUGAGUGUUGAUGGAAAUAACUAUUACUGCGAGUAUGAUAUGACUGUUUGUUUGGCUGCUCAUGAAAAGUGCAAAGUCUGUGCGGAAAAUAAAUGCUAUGAAUGUAAGGAAAAUAAAUUCUUGAAGGAAGACCUCUUUGAGUGUUUUGAUGCAUGUGAUAAUGGGUAUUAUAGUGAUGAUUCAACCAAAACUUCACACAAAUGCAAAAAGUGUUUAGCAGAAUGUAAAACUUGUACUGAAGGAACUAAAUGCACUGAAUGUGCAACUGGUAAUCUCCAACCAGAAGACAAAACUUGCAAAAAGGAUUGUCCAGAUGGAUAUUUUGCAAAGGACAAGGUUUGCACUGCUUGUGUUGCAGAUUGUAAGACUUGUACCGAUGAAACAAAAUGCACUGUUUGCAAAGACGAUGCUCUAACGGUUGAAGACACCAAAAUGUGUGUGAAAGACAAAUGUCCAGAAAUGUAUUACAAAUCUGAAACUGACAAAAUGUGCAAGAAAUGCACUGACAAAUGCAAAGUCUGCAGCAAUGCGAAUGACUGCCAAGAGUGUGUUUCACCAAACAUGUUAGAAGAAGGAACUAUGAAAUGUGUUGAUAAAUGUAAAGAUGGGUUUUAUAAAGUCGACAACAAAAAAUGUAAUAUGUGCAUGGCAAACUGCUCGAUCUGUGCAACAAAAGAAAAGUGUGACAAGUGCAAAGAAAACUAUUUUAUUUCAGAUGACAAGUGUGUUGACAUGUGCCCAGAAAAGUACUUUGAAAAAGAAGGAAAGUGUGAGAAGUGCAAAGACAAAUACGACACUCCAUGCAAAGAAGGUGACAAAGAAUGUGAGGUUUGUGUGAACAAAAGUGGGUCAUUUGGAACUUAUGUUCUCGCUUUGGUAUUUAUCUCGAUGGUUUUUUUCUAA
This is a messenger RNA of Entamoeba invadens IP1, 2211 nucleotides long. RefSeq lists its product as hypothetical. The record is from RefSeq and is a predicted model, not a curated record. NCBI's taxonomy places the organism in Eukaryota, Evosea, Mastigamoebida, Endamoebidae. The coding region runs from base 1 to 2211 and encodes 736 amino acids. The transcript has a single exon.